Messenger RNA from Linnemannia hyalina, 2631 nucleotides. Lineage: Eukaryota; Fungi; Mortierellomycota; Mortierellomycetes; Mortierellales; Mortierellaceae. The record is from the annotation of a GenBank genome assembly.
AUGAAGAUCACCGCCAUCCUCUCCGCCCUCGCCGCGGCCACCUUGGUCUCCGCCGGCAAGUUCCACACCACCCAGCCCGGCAAGGCCAACGUCGUCCCCGGUGCUUAUAUCAUUGAGUACAAGGACGGUAUCUCCCACUCCAACGCUCACGACAACUUGAAGAAGCACGCCGUCGACUACAAGGUCCGCAACGAGUACGACGUCUUCAACGGCGCCGCCAUUACUGUUAAGUCCGAUCACGAUGGUAAGGCUCUUGCUGCCGUUCCCGGUGUUAAGAACGUCUGGCAGGUCGAGAUCUUCUCCCUCCCAAAGAACGAGAAGCCCACCAAGAACAAGAGCAACGGUGGUGACAUCGAGGCACAGUCCCUCCACCACAUGACCGGUGUCGAUGUCCUUCAUAAGAAGUACAAGUUGACCGGUAAGGGUGUCAAGGUCGGCAUCAUCGAUACCGGUAUCGACUACAAGCACCCCGCCUUUGCCGCAUCCGGUGCCACCGAAGGAUGCUUUGCCCGUUACGGCAAGAACUGCCGUAUCAAGUACGGCUGGGACUUUGUCGGUGAUGACUAUGACGGCCGUACCGAGCCCAAGCCCGACUCUGACCCCAUGGAUUGCCAGGGACACGGAUCCCACGUUGCCGGUAUUGUCGGUGGUAACGCCCUCAACAUCAAGACUGGUCCUAAGCCCGCCACCCCCUGGGUUGGAGUUGCCCCUGAGGUCACCUUCGGUGCUUACCGUAUCUUUGGAUGCGCCGGAAGUGCUGGUACUGAUGUUAUCAUGUCUGCCAUGGAGAUGGCCUUCAACGAUGGCAUGGAUAUCAUCAACAUGUCUUUGGGUGGUGGCUCUUCCUACAAGGAGAACCCUACUGCCAUUCUCGGCGAGAAGCUCAUUGCCCACGGCAUGAACUUGGGCGGUGCCGCCGGUAACGACGGCUCCGAGGGUGUCUGGAUGGUCUCAGACACCGGUCUCGGUGAGACUGCCACCUCUGUCGCCUCCUUCGACAACGUGUACGGCAUGUACAACACUGUCUCCUACGCCGGUGCUAAGUACCCCUACAGCCCCUCCGCCGCCACGGGUAACAGCCCCAUCGCUCUCCCUGCCUCCGCUACCUUGGUCCCUCUCGUGAGCAAGGCUGGCGCCCUCCUGGACGGAUGCGAGGCUGCUGCCUACACUGGUCUCGAUGUGAAAGGCAAGGUCGUCCUUCUCAUCGGUGACUUCACCCGCUGCGGCUCUGUUGGCCGUGGAGAAGUUGCCAAGGCUGCCGGUGCUGCCGGUGCACUCGUCAUGAGCGUUCCUUUCGGUUUGGCUGGUCUUACCGGUGCCGACGGACUCCCCAUGGCAUCCAUCGAGAACCGUGCCGGCGAGGCUAUCCUUGCUGCGUACAAGAAGAACCCCAAGAAUGCCUUCACCUGGUCUAAGGCCCCCACCAACAGCCAAGUUGAGGGCGGUGGAGCUCCUUCGGACUUUUCCUCCUUCGGUGUUGACGGUGAGCUCCGCUCCAAGCCCGACAUUGGCGCCCCCGGUGGAAACAUCUACUCUUCCUACCCCCGCGCCAAGGGUUCGUACACCCUUAUGUCCGGUACCUCCAUGGCCACCCCCUACUAUGUCGGUUCCCAGGCCCUUUACUACCAGGCCAAGAAGUCUAAGCCCUCCGGUGUUGAUAUCCGCAGGGCCUUUAAGAACACCGCCACCAUCUCCAAGAACUGGGACUCCAAGACCUACACUUCCGCCGUCAAGCAGGGUGCCGGUCUCGUCAACGUGUUGAACGCCAUCACCGCCACCGCCACCAUCUCGCCCGACCGCCUUGAUCUCUUGGAUACCGUCAACUUCCGCGGUGUCCAGAAGAUCACCAUCAAGAACACUGGCAAGAAGACCGAGACCUACACCUUGUCCCACGUUGCUGCCGAUGCCUUGAACUCUUACUCUAAGGGUAACACCUGGCCCGAGGCUAUCCCCGUCAUUGAAGCCGACUAUGCUUCCGUCAAGUUCUCUGCCAACAAGGUCAAGAUCCCCGCCGGCAAGUCUGUCAAGGUCACCCUCACUUUCACCGAGCCCAAGAAGGGCAAUGCCAAGCAAUUCCCCUUGUACUCUGGAUAUGUCAUUGCCACCCCCUCGAACGAGGGCUCCCCUGCCGUCCAUGUUCCUUACAUUGGUCUCAAGGGUGCUGUCCGUGAUGUCCCUAUGAUCGACGCCAGCGUCGGAGCCCCCGGCCUUGCCUACACCAAGGCCAGUGGCGCUAUCGCCGACCUUCCCGAAGGCAAGUUUACCUUUAACUUCAAGACCGCCGCCCCCACCAUCCAGGUCCGCUACGGCUCUCACUCUCCCGAUGCCACCAUUCGUGUCUAUGACGCCAAGACCAAGGCCUUCCUCGGCUUUGUCAACUCUCGCAUGGAGGGUCCCGCCUUCGGUGCCACUGGCCGCAUGACCAAUCUUGACGAGAACAGCAACCUCAGCAUCCGCAACUUCGACUGGCACGGUCAGGUCUUCAAGACUGAGAAUUCCACCGCUACCCCCGUCCAGGUCGCUGCCGGCUCUUACAACCUUGUUGUUGCCUCCCAGAAGAAGCUCACCAAGGGUGCCUACCCCGCCGACUUUGAGAUCUUUGAGCUCCCCACCGUUAUCGUCUCUGCUUAA